AUGGAGCAGAUAGUGGGAGACCAACUCAAACAUCAGAUCUUUCAGUUUGCAGGUAACCAAGAAAUAUCCUGGACACCUCCACCACAGGGAGCUAUCCGCAUCGAUGUUGAUGGUUCAGUCUGGAAUGAUCAACACGCAGCCUGUGGAGGCCUCAUCAGAAACAGCGAUGGUGAUUGGGUGGUCGGAUUCCAAAAGAAUAUUGGCACUUGCUCAGUUACAGAAGCAGAACUGGUGGCUAUUCGGACAGGUCUUGAAGUUGGGAAAUUAUAUAAUCAUCCCAUGGUUGUGCUCUAUUCUGACUCAAUGGAUGCCCUCAAUUUGAUUGCUAGAGAGUGUGUGGCAGACCAUCCCUUGAGGACUAUUAUCACCGAUAUCAGGGAGCUGAUAUUUGCUCGGGAGGAAAUAGAACUGCAUCAUGCUAGCCGUGAUACUAUAAGGUGUGCUGACUACCUGGCGAAGGAAGGACAUGAACAGGCGUUCGGCGUCAAGUUGAUCGCAGAUGUGCCAGAAAGAUAUGCUGAUUUGAUUCUUCAGGAUAAGCCUUGUGGAUUUAGCUGA
Neltuma alba is the source of this 558-nucleotide messenger RNA. RefSeq lists its product as uncharacterized. Gene Ontology annotation, molecular function: nucleic acid binding; RNA-DNA hybrid ribonuclease activity. The record is from RefSeq and is a predicted model, not a curated record. Bases 1 to 558 code for a protein of 185 amino acids. The transcript has a single exon. NCBI's taxonomy places the organism in Eukaryota, Viridiplantae, Streptophyta, Magnoliopsida, Fabales, Fabaceae.